Messenger RNA from Styela clava, 2946 nucleotides. NCBI's taxonomy places the organism in Eukaryota, Metazoa, Chordata, Ascidiacea, Stolidobranchia, Styelidae. The record is from RefSeq and is a predicted model, not a curated record.
AUAUCUCAAUUUCAGAAUCUAAUGCUAUUUUAUUAUUAUUGUGUAAUGCAAGAUAUGAGAUAUGAUUGGAACGAAAUUCUAUAUACUUUCAAAAUAUUGAUUUAAAUGUCAAUAAUGUACUAUAUCAGAGAAGAGAAACUUGUUACACAAAAUAACAGUAUUUGUAACAACCUAUUACUCAUUAUGAUUAUUUUUUUUAUUUUUUCGAUAAUUAAAAAUAAAUAACUAAACCUAUACUGUGAAAUCAACUUGACAAACAAUGGAACAAUAUGGAUUUAUUUUAAUAAAAUACUUGUGAUGGAUCCUGCUGUUAUAUUUGUCUUCUUAUUUGUACAUAUAUGUCUGUAUGUCCCAUUAUUUAUUGACCUUAUGGAACCAUUCAAAAAAAAAGUUAUGUUUUCAAUUGACAAUAGCUGGAUAAAAUGAAUUCUGAGAACUAUGUAAGAUGGAAAUCGGAAGAAAGCAUAAACAAUUCGAAAGAACAAAUAGGCAAACAUGAGGAUUUAAUAGAUCGACCUCUAAAUGUACCAACAUGGACUUCAGCGAGAUAUGUUUUGGCGUACAUAACAUUUUUCGGAUUUUUCAAUAUAUAUGCUCUUCGUGUAAAUCUCAGUGUUGCCUUACUAUCUAUGACUAACACAUCUGAUACCCGCAAUGCUUCUGAUGAAUGUCCUGUUUCCCAUACAAAUUCUACACCCCUAGAAGGUGAAUUCAAUUGGACAAGCAAUGAGAAGGCUCUGGUAUUGGGAGCAUUUUUCUAUGGAUAUAUUUGUACCCAGUUUAUUGGUGGUAUCCUUGCAAGCAAAUUCGGGGGUAAGUAUUUAUUCGGAUGUGGAGUAUUGUGCACCUCUCUAUUGGCUUUGUUAACACCUGUCGCUGUCAGGACAAGUUUUUCAUUCCUGAUUGCCACGAGAGUGAUCCAGGGCUUAGGUGAGGGUAUCACCUUUCCAGCUAUGCAUGCAAUGUGGGGUGUCUGGAUUCCACCCCUGGAACGAAGUAAGCUUGUGUCUCUGGGAUAUGCUGGAUGUUCUUUUGGAACAUUUGUUUCUCAACCAAUAUCUGGAAUAUUAUGCAAUUCUAAUUUUUUGGGUGGGUGGCCGUCAGUUUUUUAUGUAUUUGGUUUAGUUGGAGUUUUCUGGUGUGUGAUAUGGUUUAUCUUGGUUCACAAUAAACCUCGAGACCAUCCCAGAAUCAGUGCAGCCGAACUGCAGUACAUUGAAAGCACAGUACCACAGGAACAAAUUGAAUUCAAUAUUCCAUGGAAGGAUAUCUUUACUAGCCGACCAGUAUGGGGAAUUGUUUGUGCUAAUGUUGCAAGCAAUUGGGGAUUUUAUACUCUUCUUACAUGUUUACCAAUGUAUUUGAAAUAUGUUCUGGGGUUCGAUAUGGCUACGAGUGGUAUCAUUUUAGCAUUACCAUAUUUUGUAAUGUGGAGUUCUGUCAAUAUAUCAGGAUUUCUAUGUGAUUAUUUAAGAGAAAAAUGAAUAUUGAACACUACACAAGCCAGAAAGCUAUUCAAUUCGAUUGGUUUUCUUGGUUCUGCAAUAUUCUUAGUAGCUGCUGGAUAUGUCGGUUGCAAUAACACGCUAAUUAUAGUUUUCAUAUGCAUUGCUACUGCUUUUAAUGGAUGUUCACUUAAUGGAUUUAAUUCAAAUCAUAUUGAUAUAGCUUCAAGAUACGCGGGAAUACUUAUGGGAAUCACCAAUACAAUUGGCACAAUACCUGGAUUUGUUUCUCCCAUUGUUGUUGAGAAAUUAACAGGAGAUAAUGAAACUCGAGAGCAAUGGCGAAUCGUUUUUUUCAUUGCAUUUGGUAUUUACAUCAUUGGCACAAUUCUAUUUAUCAUUCUUGCAUCUGGGGAAGAACAAGAAUGGAAUCGUUCUCAGAGUCAACAUGAUGAAGUAAUACACGAGAGGGAUAUUCAUUCAAAUAUAUUCCCACAAUCAAAUUCUGAUACAGAUAUUAAUUCAGGAAUGUCACGACACAGAGUUAGUUUUACAAGCUCUGAGGGUUAUGGAAGCCCUAGAUCUUAAUUUUAGAUGAAACACAGUACUUACUUUCGAAUGAUACAAGCUCGGUCCCAUGCGUUAUUGGCGCAUGGACCACCAAUGCAAGAAGAGUAAUGAGCUGUCCCGAAGGAACACAGUCGAUUGAUUGUAAUUCACCAUAUUUUGUGUUACUCAAACUCAUAUUUCUGAUAUUUCAUUGUAAAAUAAUGUAUGUAUUAUUAUCUAUUUUAUGCAUGACAAAUCAAUUCUACAGAAUUAAUUGCGGAAUCAAUUUUAUCAGUGUUAUUUUUUUCUAAAUUUUUUUAUUAUUAUAAUAAAUUUACCUAUCUGAAAUCACUAAGCAUUCCUAUGAAUAUCUACAAAAUAUAGCUCUUCUAAUUUAUUCAUGUUCCAUUUCUCUUAUAAGCACUUACCAAUAAUUUAUUUAUCUCUUUGGUAAAACUGGGCACAAUUAUUCAUGAGCAAAGAAUGAUUCCAUAUAGUACAUUGAGUCAAGAAAGUUUGUCUACAUUGGAAAAUUCAAAGUAUUUUUUUUAAAUGAAUAAUUCGACGUUUUAUGCAAUGUAAAAAUAUGUUUUAAAUUUUGUUAUAACUAUUUUCGGUACAUGCUCAUUUCUCAGUGUAUCAUUAAUUUCUUAUAAGUGAAAUAUGUGCAAUUUUUAUUCCAGAUCUAGUACAUACUCUUCAAAUUAUUCUCCUAUAUCUAUUCUAAGAAAUAUAAUUAUAUUUUGUCUAAUCAUCUCGGAGAUUUUAUCAUGGUUUAUAAAACUUUUGUAGAAUAGACGUCAGAAUCAGAAGUUUGGCGACGUGUUUGAACAAGUAUUUUUGAGGCUUCAGCCAUUCCAAGCAUAUUUGUUUUGUUAUUGACAGUUUUCACACUGUGUUUAGAGUCGGAAACCCGCUUGUCACUUCAAUGUUUGUUUUUUUAUGUUUAUAG